AUGUCUUCUGAAGAAUAUCCAAUUAUAAGAAGUGGUGGUUCUCUUCUUCUGGCUUGGCGUUCAAAAAACAAAAAUGUACUUAUUGUUGGUGGUGGUGAAGUCGCAACAAGUCGAGUUAUAAAAUCUUUAGAAGCAGACGCACUUAUAACAUUAGUAUGCCCAGAAAAAGGUCUUAAGGAUGAAUUAAAAUAUCGUAUUCAACAAAAACAAAUUUAUAAAUGGAUAAACAGAGAAUUUGAAACUUCUGACUUAGAAGGAAUUGAUAUGGUUUUAGUAGCCAUUGAUGAUCCGAUUAGGUCAAAAGAAAUUUGCGUAAUGUGUCGAGAAAGGAAAAUUCCAGUAAAUGUAGCUGAUGUACCGUUGAUGUGUGAUUUUUAUUUUAUGGCAGAACAUCGUAAUGGACCACUUCAAAUAGCAGUAUCAACGAAUGGGAAAGGUCCAAAAUUAGCAACUAUAAUUCGUGACCGUAUAGCAGAGAAUUUACCAAAAGGAAUUGCGGGUGCAAUUAAGGGUGUUGGACUUUUAAGACAAAAAGUUAGAGAGAUUGAUCCAAGUCAUACUUCAUCUAAAAAAAGAAUGAAUUGGAUGUCAAGAAUUU
Dentiscutata heterogama is the source of this 598-nucleotide messenger RNA. The record is from the annotation of a GenBank genome assembly. Lineage: Eukaryota; Fungi; Glomeromycota; Glomeromycetes; Diversisporales; Gigasporaceae.